GCCGGGCUGCCCUUACACGGCGAACAAUCGAUGCUCGUCGCAACCUUUUCCCUUCCUUAUCCCGUUUAUAUACUACGGCGACUUCCGCCCUUGCCGUUAAAGCAGUGCGAUCAUGGCGGAGCGCGUUCAGCAGCCCCCAGCUAAACGGCUCUGCUGCCGACCCGGGUACAGCACGACGUGUAGACAGGGGCAGCGAUCCGGUGGAACAGUAUGCGGUUCGGGUUCUGGCCAGGGGGGAUCCAGCAAAACCCAGAGCCCCGAAUCGCUCCUGGACAUUGCGGCGCGGAAAGUAGCGGAGAAGUGGCCGUUUCAACGGGUGGAGGAGCGUUUCGAGCGCAUCCCGGAGCCCGUUCAGCGGCGGAUCGUGUACUGGUCUUUCCCGAGGAGCGAACGGGAGAUCUGCAUGUAUUCCUCGUUCAACACCGGCGGCGAGGAGAGCGCGUCUAGCGGGGAAAGCGGCGACGAGACGCGGUUGCCUUUCCGACGCGGCAUCGCGUUAUUGGAGAGCGGAUGCGUGGACAACGUAUUACAAGUCGGUUUUCAUCUCAGCGGUACAGUAACGGAACCGGCCACACCGUCAGAACCCGAGAUGGUGUGCAGCGUAGCCAUCAGCUUUGACCGCUGCAAGAUAACGUCUGUAACGUGCGGCUGCGGAAACAAGGACAUCUUCUACUGCGCUCACGUGGUUGCGCUGUCGCUGUACCGCGUACGGCGGCCCGAGCAAGUCAAACUUCACCUGCCCAUCUCAGAGACUCUUUUCCAAAUGAACAGGGACCAGUUGCAAAAGUUUGUGCAGUAUCUCAUCACCGUCCACCACACGGAAGUUCUGCCCACCGCACAGAAACUGGCCGACGAGAUCCUGUCCCAGAACUCUGAGAUCAACCAAGUGCACGGGGCUCCGGACCCAACGGCAGGAGCCAGCGUGGACGAUGAGAACUGCUGGCAUUUGGAUGAAGAGCAGGUCCAGGAACAGGUGAAGCUCUUCUUGUCUCAGGGCGGAUACCACGGCUCGGGCAAACAGCUCAAUCUCCUGUUCUCAAAGGUACGGGAGAUGCUGAAGAUGCGGGACUCUAACGGCGCUCGUAUGUUAACGCUCAUCACGGAGCAGUUCAUGGCCGACCCGCGGCUGGCGUUGUGGCGACAGCAGGGAACCACCAUGACGGACAAAUACCGUCAGCUCUGGGAUGAGUUAGGUGCCUUGUGGAUGUGCAUCGUGCUAAACCCCCACUGUAAGCUCGAACAGAAGGCCGCUUGGCUCCGACAGCUGAAGAAGUGGAACAGUGUGGACGUGUGCCCCUUGGAGGACGGUAACCACGGCAACGAGCUGCCCAAUUUAACCAAUGCCUUGCCUCAGGGUGCGCACGGCAACCAAGAUUUGGGUGCCAGGCCCCACCGGACGGUUUUCACGCGAGCCAUCGAGGCGUGUGAUCUCCACUGGCAAGACAGCCACUUGCAGCACAUUAUCAACGACGACCUCUACACCAACUACUGUUACCAUGACAACACUGAAAAUUCGCUCUUUGACUCUCGCGGCUGGCCUCUGUGGCACGAACACGUCCCCACGGCCUGCGCAAGGGUGGAUGCACUGAGAUCUCACGGUUACCCACGGGAGGCGCUGCGAUUGGCCAUCGCCAUCGUCAACACCCUGCGGAGACAGCAGCAGAAACAGCUGGAGCUCUUUCGAAACCACAAGAAAGACUUGCUUCAUAAAGGAGUGACGUCCAUCACUAAUUUGGAAGGGUGGGUCGGUCACCCUCUGGACCCGAUCGGGACUCUCUUCAGCACGCUGAUGGAAACCGGCCGCGGGGAUGAAGACGGACCGCAUGGAGGGUUCCUGGACUUCUCGGCCGGCUCCAUGAGCUCCAGCAAACACAGUGAGCUCCACUUGUUUCCGUCCACGCGCCGCUUUCUGGAAGAGGGAGAGUCGUAUUUGGCCCUGGCGGUGGAGACUGCGCUGAUGGGAUUGGGUCAGCAGAGGAUCAUGCCCGACGGACUGUACGCCCAGGAGAAGGUGUGUCGCAACGAGGAGCACCUGAUCGCCAAGCUGCAAGAGGUGGACUUGGACGACACCCUGGUCAAGAUCUUCCGCAAGCAAGCUGUCUUCCUGUUAGAGGGUGGGCCGUACAGCGGUCUCGGGGAGCUCAUCUACAGAGAGAGCGUUCCCAUGCACACAUUCGCCAAGUAUCUCUUCACAUGCCUCCUACCUCACGAUGCCGAACUGGCGUACAAAAUUGCACUGAGAGCAAUGCGGUUACCAGUGUUGGAAUCCACAUCUCCUUCUGGCGACAUGUCUCGCCCUCACCACAUAGUGUCAGUCGUCCCCAAUCGCUACCCGAGAUGGUUCACCCUCAGCCACAUCGAGUCUCAGCAGUGCGAGCUGGCCUCCACCAUGCUCACUGCCGCCAAAGGUGAUGCAAGAAGGUUAGAGACAGUAUUAGAGUCCAUACAGAAGAACAUUCAUUCGUCCUCUCAUAUCUUCAAACUGGCGCAGGAUGCCUUUAAGAUAGCAACGCUCAUGGACAGUUUACCGGACAUCACUCUGCUGAAGGUCUCUCUGGAGCUGGGUCUUCAGGUAAUGCGGAUGACUCUGUCGACGUUAAACUGGCGACGGCGCGAGAUGGUCCGAUGGUUAGUCACGUGUGCCACAGAAGUCGGGGUCUACGCCCUGGACAGCAUCAUGCAGAGCUGGUUCACGCUUUUCACGCCCACAGAGGCCACCAGCAUCGUUGCCACCACCGUCAUGUCCAACAGCACCAUCGUACGGCUCCACCUGGACUGCCACCAGCAGGAGAACCUGGCCAGCAGCGCACGGACGUUAGCCCUGCAGUGCGCCAUGAAGGACCCUCAGAACUGCGCGCUGUCGGCCCUCACACUCUGUGAGAAGGACCACAUCGCCUUCGAGACGGCCUACCAGAUCGUGCUGGACGCCGCCACCACGGGCAUGAGCUACACGCAGCUCUUCACCAUCGCGCGGUACAUGGAGCACCGCGGGUACCCCAUGCGGGCGUACAAACUUGCGACGCUCGCCAUGGCCCACUUGAACCUGAGCUACAACCAGGACACACACCCGGCCAUCAACGACGUGCUGUGGGCGUGCGCGCUAAGCCACUCGUUGGGUAAAAACGAGCUGGCCGCCAUCAUCCCCUUAGUUGUGAAGAGCGUCAAGUGCGCCACCGUGCUGUCGGACAUUUUGCGGCGCUGCACGCUGACCACGCCCGGCAUGGUGGCGCUGCACAGUCGCAGGAACUCCGGGAAGUUGAUGUCAUUAGACAAGGCCCCGCUAAGACAGCUCUUGGACGCCACGAUCGGGGCCUACAUCAACACGACGCACUCGCGGCUGACACACAUCAGCCCGCGGCACUACAGCGAGUUCAUCGAAUUCCUCAGCAAAGCCAGAGAGACUUUUCUCAUGGCGCACGACGGACACAUUCAGUUCACGCAAUUCAUAGACAACCUGAAACAGAUAUACAAAGGCAAAAAGAAACUCAUGAUGCUGGUCCGAGAGAGGUUCGGCUAGCAUUUGACAUGGUGUCUCAGUUCAAAGCGAAGAGAAAGACGUGGAAACAAUGCGACAACUGAAACAAUUCGAACCACCGCACCGGUAUUAUGUGUAUAGACUUCACGCAAAAAAAAUCAUGAAAAAAUGAAAAAAAUGGAACGUUGUCAUGUCUGUGGAAGUUUGUGUGUGUGUCCCUUUUAUUUGAAUGAGAGCGUGCGAAAGAGUGGAACGGUCGUUUUGGUUUACACACUGAGUAUAUGUUGUCCAGUGGCGAAGGUCCACACAGCACUCCAAUUCUCUCGGUUAAACAUUCACAGCCUCAAAGUGAAGAAAUAUGGCUUUAAACCAAACAACACCUCCAUCCUAAGUGACGAGUACCUCAUAUGGCUUCAGCUUUACUCCUCUCUGAACCAGUGUACUAAAACAAGUGUUAGAAAACCAUGGCAAAAAGUUAGGGACUCUUCUCCCGUUCCUUUGAGUUUUCAGUUUAGCAGGCUAAUCGCGCAGCUUUGCAGUGCUGUUUCGUCCGAAAGCAUGUCACACACACACACACACAUACGCUUCAAACCCAUUGCUUGAGCUUGUGGAAACUUAGCGACUGUCGACAAACAUUCUCAGGGAUUUCUAUUUGAAAACGAGAAAAAAAAAAAAACGGAAAAAGACACAAAAUGGUCAUGAACACAAGAGUGAGAGCAUUUUAUUGUACUGUAUAUAUGAUAGUAUAUGUCUGAAUAUUGAAAAAAUGUAUACGUUAACUAAUUUAUAAAAAGAAUAUUCUAUGUAAUGCAAAAUACUUGAAGCUGCAGUACCUUGGUUUUCAAACGAAACAUAUCAGAGGGACUAAACGCGGGCCUCGGGCUCUGUUCGGAAUCUGCGCCGCUUACUGCGCAGUAUAUACUGUCGACUUUUUCCUUCAUGUUUCUUCUUUGUUUUAUUGAACAGUAGGCAUUACAUCACCGGAGACAUUUCAGACAUUUUUGUCACAUGACCCCAUGCUGUCAUCUUUGAAAAAUACGCUAUUGUAUUUGAAAAAAUGUUACGUUACGAAAAAUAGCUAAUACGCUAUUUUUCAAAUCCAAUUUAAAAUCACAGUCAUUCUAUGCAUUCAGAUGAUGUGUACAGUAUACGCACUAUAGUACAGUAGCGUGCCAUUCCGAACACAGCCAGCGCUGUCGGGGCUGGAAUCGGGCAGUGAAUCUGUGUGCUGGGUAUCUAUGCAGCGCCACCUACUGCGCUCGAUCGGGACAGUCUGCCAAAUUCAGAGCAGACCCGAACGGACGGGACGGCGGUGGUUCGGACGGACGCCCAGCGAAGCAGCGAGCCUUAGCAUUAAGAAUUGGGAAUGCAAGAAACGCGGGCCAACGUGCCUCAAAAACGCCUAGAAAUGUAAACUCAACAGUAUGGAUGUUGACGCAGACACGCAGAGCGAUUGGCCUGGCGAUGCUCUUGUUUCUUUCCACAAUAAUCGAGAGUCACCACGACGCUUCAUUUUUAUGCACAAUAACAUGUACAUGCCUAUCUGCUGACAUCUUAACUUUGUGCAGGACAGAAAGUUGCUGUGCAGGUCUGACUGUUCAAACGUUUUUUAAUCCCUUUUUCCUUGUUGUUUUAUUUUUGCGUUUCUUUCGAGUCGUUCCCGUAGGGUUUCGAAACGAAAACGGCCUUCUUUCUUGCCUUGUCUUAACGCUUUAAAAUAACCAAACUGGAGUUCUAACUACCAAACUUGUUCAUUAAAAUGAAAGCCAACCGACUUGGGUUACAACUUCACUGUCUUUAAUUUUAGCUGAAUGCUUCUGUGCUUUAAAAAGCAGGUUUCCUACGUUUUUGUUUUGUUUUGGUGCAGAAACGUUGAUGAGUGUCCCCUUCUUAUAGAGGUAUGUCUGUAGCUCUUUUUCUUUUCGUUCGUUUAGGAACUGAAAUAUAAUUUUCUCCUUUUUAUUUAUUAUGAAAGGUUCAACGAUUGUACUUCACCCGUGUCAACAUGCUCAUGAAGUUGAAUUUAAGAUUUGAUACACCGAUAUCAAUUUAUUUAUGUAACUAAAUCACUGUUUUAUAAACUUGUUAAUGAUUCAACAUUUUUGUUUUAAUUAAAAUUAGUUUUUUGAGAGGAAGAAACUCAUUGCGUUGUUUGUGCGCACAACACGAUGCCUCGUACAUUUGACUACAUUUGCAAUAAAUGUUCUUUUUUUAAGAUGUUCACAUCAACAUUGCUUCACAUUACUUCAAUGUAAAAACUUGCGCACCACAAACAUGAUUAUGAUACAUGAUUUUCAUGUUAAUUCAACCGUUUCACAAUGUACUUUUUUCAAAGUUACAUUUAUUUUUAUAUUUUAGUUAAUGAUUGUAGUGCAUCAAGUUGAACUUAUUUCACUUUCUUGCUAAGGCAAUCUUUUAAUGUUAUUUAGGCAGAUAUUUUAAUUGAUUUCAGUUCAGAGGAAUGUUUCAACAUGUCUUUGCUUUUCUUAAUUAUAAAAACCCUGGUUUACAAUAUAUUGAGCAAAAAGAACUUACUUUAGUUACUACACUUGCUUCUGUAAGAGCCAUUGUGAACAGAAAUGAAAAACUGAUUUAUGUAGAGUCUUAAAUCAUCAAUAUUGUUUAUUAAGUAACUCUUGAACUUCUGUUCCGAGUUAGAUUUGCUUCAGGAUUUACACUUUGGUCAAUUUCACAUGGCAGUUCCACAAAGACUUCCCCCACCUUUGUCUAAACAGGAGGUAGAUAUGCUGACGGCAGUGGAAGAUUGACACAAGUUAUUCCUUCACACUUGGAGUAUAAAGAUAAGGUUGAACACAAUUAUAAAACACAACAGACCCUCAAACACUCGAGGAUAAACUUACAGCUGUUGCCAUGGUUUUGAACCAUCAAGAUGUGAAUUGAGGAGGUUUGGAAUACAUCACAUAUUGCCCUAAAAGCUUGAUCAUUUUAAUUUGUCGUUUUAUUUAUUUUUUGCCAUUUCAGUUUAAUUUUAUUUCAGUUUAAGUUUAGUUUUGGUUUCAAUUCAAAGUUCUAGAAUCUAGAGCGUAAUUUCUAAUAUUCAUUAAGUUAAACGUCUUUAAAUAUAAUUUAAGGAGAUUUUUUUAUUUCAACAGAAAUUUUCUACGUUUCUGCUCAUGGUCCUUUCCCCUAUCUCUCGUCCCAUAACUUAAUAUAAAAGGGCCAAAAAACCCUCUUGCUGUCUGUGUUGGUUGUAAUAGGCAUAACGUAAACAUCCGUAAAGUACACACAUAUAUUUCCAUACAUAUUUACAAAUUGUAAUGAUUUAAAAACUGAAUAAUGUAGAGUGAACACCAUACAAACGUCACCGUGUCUUUCAGAGCUAGACAAUAGGAUAAAAAGGCUUAAAACCUAUUGGAAAGGAUGCGGAGAUUCUCAUGAGUGUUUCAGUGUUGUUCUGGUGUCUCUUUAUCAGCAGUAAUGGGCAGAUGGGAUAAAGACCCGUGUUGACCAACACUCAUCUCUCUCUCUGUUUCUGAGAGCACAGAUGUACAGUCAGCCAGACCAUCAGACCCUUUGGAAGAACAAACUGUGUCGGGUUCUGCCAUAAUUCCCAUGAUGCACUUUCGGGCCUGUGAAUGUUCCUGCCAAAGCUGAGCUCAACAGGAGGCCGGGGGUUUCAGCGGUGGUUUCCAAGUUUUCGAGUGAAGACGGUGACAAAUUCAAACUUUGUGACUAUCAGGCCUGACACGACACGCAGUUGACCAAAGACACCGGAUACGGCCCUGUCAAAAGUAAUGGCAAAGAGACAAGUAAUUGCUCACACACAGGCUUGAAUGUUUGCCGAAGAUAAAGGUUCUUUGUUAAACUAUUGCAUGAAAGGUCACGUAUAGUGGAAAAGGUUUGACGGACUUUGAAAAGGUAAUAAAAGAGAUCUUUUGAAAAUCUAUAACUAAAGCCUUUGCUGCUUAAAGUUUUUCACUUAAUAUUCUUGAUUUUGUAACUUCAAAAUGCUAAUGAGGAUGGAAAUGAUUUACUCAUAAACCUUUCUCGCCUGAUGUCCUAUUAAUAAAAUGACAUUUUUCUCAA
This is a messenger RNA of Triplophysa dalaica, 7522 nucleotides long. RefSeq names its product zinc finger, SWIM-type containing 6 (gene zswim6). The record is from RefSeq and is a predicted model, not a curated record. Gene Ontology annotation, cellular component: Cul2-RING ubiquitin ligase complex. Lineage: Eukaryota; Metazoa; Chordata; Actinopteri; Cypriniformes; Nemacheilidae. The coding region runs from base 113 to 3517 and encodes 1134 amino acids. The transcript has 14 exons.